Messenger RNA from Penaeus indicus, 819 nucleotides. Its product is annotated as glutamate receptor ionotropic, kainate 5-like. The transcript is spliced from 5 exons. The coding region runs from base 1 to 819 and encodes 272 amino acids. NCBI's taxonomy places the organism in Eukaryota, Metazoa, Arthropoda, Malacostraca, Decapoda, Penaeidae. The record is from RefSeq and is a predicted model, not a curated record.
AUGAAAGACGGCUCAGUUACAGGUUCGCCGCUCAACUUCAAAACGGCAGCGGGACGGACAGCGGUGCUGACGACGCUGUUCCUGCAAGUGCUGACUCUGGCCUUCUACACCAGCAACUUAGUCUCGGCUCUGGCCGCGGGACCUCCCUUGCCGGUCUUCAAGAAUCUCCAGGAUAUACACAAUGAAAAAUCCUUCACCUUCGGCUUCCUAAGAAGUUCCUCGAACGCCAACGACUUUCGGGUAGGACUCUCGCUCCUGCUUUCGCGCCCGGACUCCCAGUCUCCGCUGUACCAGAGCGUGUGGCGCAGGCUGAAGGACGAAGACCUCGUGGCCAGCUACACCGACGGGAUGGAGAGGGUGUUGCGGGAGAAAUACGCUUUGCUCAUUUCGGAAGUUUUCUAUGCGUUGAACUUCGGGCGCCACUGCAAGGUCUUCAUGCUGCCCGCCGUCUACUUUCCGAACUACCUCUCCUUCGCUCUGCCGAAGGGCUCUCCGCUCGGGCCCAUCCUCAAUAAAGUAGUCUUGGACAUCCUCUCCGCCGGACUGAUGAGGAAGUGGUGGCUGGAGACCUACGACAGCAACACGAAGUGCAACCUCCUCGAGACGGCGCCCAUCGAGCUGAAGACUGUCCUCACGCCCUUCCUCCUCCUGGGCCUGAGUAUCCUGCUGGCACUCGGGGUCCUGGCUGGGGAGCUGGUCGCUUCCAGGCGGGCCCUCACGAAAUUAGUGUUACUAUGUAACAUUAACCCUAACCCCUUUGACGUAUUUGCCGAACCAGAGGCUCCACUUUCAUGUCCCCAGAUUGAGAAGGUGGUAUAA